AUGUCCUUCCAGACUCAAGAAUGCUUCAAGGCGCGAUUCGAGCAGAACGAUGGCUUGUUCACGACCGAGGAAGACUUGAAUCGGGCUCGAUCCGAUUGCAUGAAAUGCUCGUCGGUGACAUUCAGCAAUCUACAACAAGCGUUGAAUACAUUCAAAGUGCGAGAGGCGAAAGCCCUAGAUCUCAGCGCCAAGGUCGAAGCUGGGAUGCGUUAUUUAUUGGAUGACGGGGAUCUCCUAGCGGAUCACGAGAGUGCUCGUUGGAAUUGUGGGAUGAGCCAGAUGAGAUACGAGUCUUUAUUGUUGAACGGUGAUCUCGCCGCGAAACAAAAGAUAGACGCUUGCACCUUCAGAAAUUCUGUAAGAGGGAAGUGGUAUGUAGAAAAACAAAGACUCAUCAGAGAGAGUGUCAUCGAGGUGGCACAAAGUCUCAGAGACAGACCCAUGCUCUUGAAGGAUCUCAGAAUUGUCUUCGCUCUUCAUCUCAAUUCAACUGCGCUCGACAAAUACAUCGACUGCACCGCGCGGAACUUGGAUCUCAGCGUACAGGGCCCUUUCCAUGAUGGAUCGAUACAAGUGGACUGCAGUGUCUCGGGCCCAUCGAAAAGCGCGGGCGGAAAUUCCUGCGUGGCUCGGGCCUUACAAGCUCGGAACGCUGAGGAGGUCGAAGCAAUGGUGGACGACAUUUUCAACGAGAAGAAACAAGGAAGUGCGGUAUUUGGCUCUUUCGCCAAGUUCGUCAAUGUUCGCAAACAGCGGAAAAACCAGAUAGACGUAAGUGAGGGAUACACGAUUAUGAUAGCACCUGAGCUAUUGAGGUAA
Galendromus occidentalis (western predatory mite) is the source of this 819-nucleotide messenger RNA. RefSeq lists its product as uncharacterized. The coding region runs from base 1 to 819 and encodes 272 amino acids. Lineage: Eukaryota; Metazoa; Arthropoda; Arachnida; Mesostigmata; Phytoseiidae. The record is from RefSeq and is a predicted model, not a curated record. The transcript is spliced from 8 exons.